Folsomia candida is the source of this 4944-nucleotide messenger RNA. Its product is annotated as protein CBFA2T1. Gene Ontology annotation, cellular component: nucleus. Gene Ontology annotation, molecular function: transcription corepressor activity. The record is from RefSeq and is a predicted model, not a curated record. The transcript has 16 exons. Bases 2168 to 4324 code for a protein of 718 amino acids. NCBI's taxonomy places the organism in Eukaryota, Metazoa, Arthropoda, Collembola, Entomobryomorpha, Isotomidae. Gene Ontology annotation, biological process: DNA-templated transcription; negative regulation of DNA-templated transcription.
UGUAAAUUUUGCCGGGAUAGGCCAUCAACAUCAGUUCUUUGCAUGUUUCAUAAUAUUUUGUUCAUUUCCACUAACUUUAUUUUUUACUUUCUAUUUAUUUUUGUUAUUGUUAUUAUGGAGGAAAGUACUCGUCACGAUCAAGACCCUUGUGGAAGUGAUGACAGCGAAUCUACCACCGAGGUUUUGUCCUGCAGCAGCGACUCUGACACAGAGGAAAAGAAUUGGGCGCCGGUUGUCGCCGAAAAUUUAAUUAACCCUCGUUCUCCCCUUUAUAACCCCACCCUAGUUCUACAUCUGAGUUCGGACGACGCUUCUGUGGGUACCGGUGAUACGGCGAGAUUAGACGCAUCUGCCCCAAGGUAUCUAAAUCUUGAGACAUAUUGCAAGGCUGUCAAAGACCCAACACAAGAGCCUGAUACCACUUUCGAGCUUAAAACGACAAUAUUAACAAAAAAGAGGAACAUUCCAAUGAUAUCUUUGCCCUCUUCUUCGUCAUCUGCCUCGCCAUCCCAACCGCAGCAACAGCAACAAGUGUUUCCAAUCCCUGGUCGCCGCUUCCUCCCUCACCAGAUGCCCGUUUACGCCCCACGGAUAGAGCCACCAGAUACAAUAAAGGUCAUGGCCACAGUAGAAGGCCCCCUGUCUGGCUUAAGGGUGGCGAUGGAGGGAAAGAAACGAAUUAAGGUCUGGACAAGAAGAGAUGCUGGAAUUCGUGGCUAUUUUACCGGUUUCAUUGAAGCUUUUGAUAAACAUUGGAAUCUUGCAUUGAGCGACGUGGAUGAAGUAUUUUGUAGGAGAAGAAGGACAAAGUCUGUCAUUGAAUUUAAUAAUUAUUCUAAUCAGAAAUAUAAACCUGAGUUACGUCAACCAGACCCGAUAGUUACCUCUUCACAAAGGCGAUCUCGUUCACCAACAAAGCCGUGUAAACCAGUACCUACAACUAGUCCUACCAAAAAAUCUAAGCGAAUCGCAGCCAGAUCGAGGUCCCAGACUAGUAGACAUGUAAUGGAAGCUGACUCUUCGGAAGAUUUGGUGACUUGGUGUAGACAUAAAAUGAGAAAUCUCUCCUUAAGUAAUGAAAAAUCUAAGAAAGCACCAUCAUCCGUGUGCCCAAUAUCAACUCCCAUCCACACAAAAUCCUUUCUACAAAAGCACAGUGUCACACGUUUUACCCAACCUAUCCGAGAUGCAAAUGGAUUUGUGGUUAUUGGGGUGACACAAAAAAUGGAAAUUGUGGAGCGACACGUCAGCCAGUUAUUCGUUAUGGGAAAUGAUAUCGUGAUGGUGGAAACAAUGCAGUGAAAGAGAGAAAAUAAAGGGACGAAAGAACCUCUCGAUGAAACCAACUUAUCGAGCUCAGCGCAACCACUCACGCUGUAGCAUCACUCUGCAGUGAAUGAGGGCAGAUUUGCGGCCGGCGGUUAUUGUGGUAUCAUCCUUUUCCUUUAUAAAGGAGACACUUCAGAGGAGGAUGCUGAUGAGAGAGUGAAAACCACUGCGACUAAUUUAUCAUCUCUCAUCCCCGAGUAGUCCAGGUAGAAUGGAGAAACUCCUCUCCUCCAGACCAGAAGGGAACCCUUCUCCAACUUGUUCUACCAGCACUACCACUACUUUUGGAAUUGGAGAAAGUACAGUAAAAUGACUGAGUGAGUGAGCAGCUGCAAGAGCGGAGAAAGGAAAAGGACUUUCCUUUCUGGAGCGGGCAUCGUAUCCCUCCUUCCGUCAGUUGCACCCGGGAUCUCACUCAACUCACUCUCUUUCUCUCGUAUACUCCGAGAAAUGAGACUGGCCUCCCACCCACCAUCACAUCACGACAUCAUCUAACAUCUGCUCUCGACAACCCAAAGAGAUUUACAACUCCUUCAUUCACUUGACCUGCCGCUCUUUCUAUAUUCUACCCCAUUUUGUGACAGUUUUGUUUCAAGUCAAAUAAGAAGAGUACAAGAGGAACUUACUAUCAAUCCCCACCUAUCUCCGAGUCGAUUCUCGGGUGGAGAAAAAUCUGACAAAUUUUAACGAAACUAAUUAAAAGGCGCAACUCGUACAUAGCCAAACCUAUUUUCAAUACUCAUUGUAUUUAUUAAAGAUCCUUCAUCAUUUAACAAAGGGGGAUCCACCAUUUAAAUAUCUAAAUACUACCAUCUCAAACCGAACUGGCGGUGUUAUCAUGGAAGGGAAGCAGCAGCAAAUUAUCAAAGAGGAGUCACAUUCACCCAGCUCGCCAAGAACGACGACACCCACGCCUCCAACCCCCCAGCAAAUUGUCCCCUCCGGGAAAGAAAAUAGGAUUGGGAGUCGAGACAACGGCAUCAGUGGGAGCAGGGCGUUGACGACUUCGCCAGCUUUAAAUACAUCAACCACCACCACGGUCACAGCCCCCAAUUCUGGAACCGCGUCGGGUCAUCAACAACACGGAAAUCUUACAAACUCUGAAAUCCUGACGAGAUCCAGGUCAAAAGGAAUACCCAAGGAGCACAUCCACUCUGGUCGUCAUCGGAGUAGUGAGUCGCCCAAAGGGGGAGGAGGUCAGCACCACCAUCAUCAUCACCACCGCAGAGACCGGUCUCAAUCUCCCCUCAUGGCCCAGACCAGUAUGAAUCUCUCCAUUCCACGUUCUUCAUCAACACCAAAUACAACGUUCCCCCAGAAUAAUCACAUCCACUACUCCCCACAUAGCACAACCCCCACACUUCUCAGCAAUGGGAGGAGAACACCGACACCACCAUCACAGCAACAACAUCAUCAACAAAUUCAUUCCGGGAGUAACAACUCUUUUAGUGCUGUAAGGACGCCACCGUCCUCAUCAACGGUAGCUUCAGGCUCCUCCUCUUCUGGAUCGUCAUCCGGUGGUGGAAAUAAUCCUGGAAAUUCUCGUCUUCUUAUAAAAAUUAAACGUUUUCUCGGAACUCUGCUUCAUUUUGGGUCUGAUAUUUCUCCCGAAGUUGGUGACCGCGUGAGAACGCUUGUCUUCAGUUUAGUGAGUGGUCAUUUAAGCAUAGAAGAAUUUCACGGAGGUCUACAAGAAGUCACGUCGUUCCCACUGCGUCCUUUUGUCCUCCCAUUUCUUCGUGCUCACCUUCCCCUCCUUCAACGGGAGGUUGGCUCAUUAGCCCGUGGAGCAAAGGCAGUCUCCACCUUGGCAUAUAUUACGACGCAUGAAACUUCCAUCAUCGACCCUGCAGCUGGGGAACCUUGUGACAUAUUCCAUUCAGAAGCAUCAGACCUUUCAUUGUCUGGAAAUAAUAAUAAGAGAAAAGUGGACAGUCUGUACGAGAAUGGCGACUGUUCAUCCGAGCAUCAAGGUUACACAACCACCCCAAAACGACACCAUGGGGGUAGCUCAAACAACUCUUCCUUUUUCUCCUCCCCACCAACUUCAUUCUUCCCAGAACUGAGGGAAUAUUACGCCGCAGCCGCCGUUUCUUCUGCAGCAUACGCCAACCUCCCACUUUCACUCACAAACUCAUCGUCUUCUGGAUCUCAAAAUCAUUCUCAACACCAUUCAGACCCAGGUCCAUCAACACCUCUCACGAACGGACUUUCUACUCCAAAACCGGCAGGGGAGGACGAAUGGAAAAAUAUUCACACCAUGCUCAAUUGCAUUCUAUCAAUGGUGGAGAAGACGAAACGAGCUCUUGGUAUUCUUCAAAGUCGUGCAUCUGCAGAUCUGGGCAAUGGCGGUGACGCUUCAACCUGGUUACGCAGACCCGGCCCCCUCCUCUUAGAUAAUUCGGAAGAAUUGAAACGAGUCGUUGGUGAAAUGAUGGCUCAAGCAUUCCGUAACACGGAGGAUCGAGUAAUCGAAGUGAAACGGAGAGCUGAGGAAGCCGUUCAAGAGGUGAAACGCCAAGCACUUGCCGAGCUGAAACGUGCCGUAGCAUCAGCCGAAGCACGGGCUUGUGAAGCCGUCGCAUCGGAGAGGGCACGUUUAGAGAGGGUACUAUUAGAGUCACGAGGGUUAGGACAGCCAACCACGUUGUCGUCAUUGUCAUCGUCGACAUCAUCGGUACCGGUAAUACCACCGCCCCCUCCGGCGCAGACAGAAGCGGAGGCAUGUUGGAACUGUGGACGCAAAGCCCAUGAAACUUGUAGCGGUUGUAACACAGCUCGCUAUUGUUCCUCGUUCUGCCAACAUAAGGAUUGGGAGAGUCAUCAUAGUGUUUGUAAAUCGUCCACUGUCAAUUCUUCAAGUGGUGGGGUCAACAACAGUAGCGGUGGUUCUAACUCGCCAUUAACUGGGAAUACGAACCAUAAUCACCCUUCACCUCCUGAGCAGCAUAAUGUUGGAUCACGGUCACCCAGAUCGAACCAUAGUAGUAACUAAAUAAAUUGCCCAUUUAAUUUCUUAAAAUGUACGUAGUCAUAUAGUCAGUCAUCCAUUUAAUUUACCUAUUUUAGUCAUUGUUGUCUUAACUUUCACAUUUAAAAUAUUUUUUCAAAGUAAUUCAGCUUUAAUUCAAGAUACCAUUUUGUUGGCCACCGAGUAGACUGAUAUCAAUGUUCUGUUACCUUUGUUGCUUUAGUUUGGCGUGGUUAUUAAUUACCAGAAUAAUGAGUUGCCAAAUAUGUACACGACUAUACAAAAUAUGUUUAAUGCUAAAAUUAAAAUUAUUAUGACAAAUUUUGGAGUGCUGUUUGAAGUAUUAUUGUGCUUAAUUAUAUACAAUGGAUGUUAUUACAAUUUAAUUCUGAUACCUUGAUUUAUCAUUGAGCUAAUUAAUAUACCCAACAACAGAGUACGAUACGGGUUUAAUUUAAUACUUUUCUUUUUUACUAGAAAUAUACAUGUAGUAUUUAGUAAAUAAGUUGUUUAGUUAAUUACUAGCUUAAUUGAAGUAAAAUGUGGUUAUUAAAUAAAUAGUACGAAUUCAUGUAUUGAGUUAAGGGUAACCUAUGCCAAAGAAUGUGUUAGUGACAUUAAAAACUUAUACAUAAUCCAGCGUA